AUGUCAACCAAAGAGGUAGUCCAGAUUGAAUUCUCCGAAGUUAUUAAGCAGGACAAGUCCUUAUUUUCCAAAUUUGAGGAAGCAUAUGGAAAUGAAGGCAUCGGUGCAUUGGUGGUGAACAAUAUCCCUGAUUUCCCUCAGAAGAGAAAGAGACUCCUCCCUUACGCACAGAUGCUGACUAAGCUUGACAAGGACACCCUUGAAACUCUUGAAGCUCCUGAGUUGUUUUACUCUAACGGAUGGUCUCAUGGGCGUGAAAAGUUCCAAGGCAAACCAGAUUUGCUAAAAGCCAGCUAUUACGCAUGACCAAUUUCAGAUAAGUUCCAAAUGGUCUAUAAUGAAGGAGAUAUCAGAGACUGCAAGAAUAGAUGGCCUGAAGAGGGCGUCCUUGAUGGCUUCGAAGAUGCCUUCAAAGAUCUUGGCAGAUACAUCAAUCUCGUCGGAAUAGAGAUCGCAAAAAAUCUGGAUAAAUAUAUUAAAGCCAACUGUCCUAAAUAUCAAGAUGGACAGAUAGAGAAACAUCUUCGGGAGUCCACAAGAACGACUGGAAGACUUCUACACUACUUCCCUGUUAGUGAAGAUAUUGAUAUCACAGAUAUGAAGUGGUGUGGAUGGCACAAUGACCACGGAACUCUCACUGGCUUAUGCUCAGCCAUGUACCUUGAUGAAAACUUUAACGAGAUUUCACCAGACACUAUCGAAGAUGAUGACUCAGGGCUCUUCGCUAUGACAAGAAACCACGAGGAAGUGAAGAUCAAGAUUCCUCAAAAUUCUUUGGCUUUUCAAAUUGGUGAGUGCUCCCAAAUAGUCAGCGGUGGAUUACUCUGCGCCACUCCUCACAGUGUGGUGAGCAAGCCUAGUACCGAUGGCAUUUCAAGAAACACGUUUGCUUUAUUCCUCGAGCCAAAUCCUUUUGAAGAUCUUAAAAUUCCUGAAGGAACGGAUGCUGGAUAUGUCUACAAAGAAGACCCCACCAACCAAGUCCCCCUGAUGCAUAAUAGAUGGAAGGAAGGAUAUAGCUUUGGCAAAUUCGAAUUCAAAACCUUCCAAAUGUAUUAUGAGAACAACAAAUAA
Molecule: messenger RNA, 1074 nt
Organism: Moneuplotes crassus
Lineage: Eukaryota; Ciliophora; Spirotrichea; Euplotida; Euplotidae
Source: the annotation of a GenBank genome assembly